Messenger RNA from Emiliania huxleyi CCMP1516, 1314 nucleotides. RefSeq lists its product as hypothetical. Gene Ontology annotation, biological process: tRNA processing. Gene Ontology annotation, molecular function: RNA binding; flavin adenine dinucleotide binding; tRNA dihydrouridine synthase activity. The record is from RefSeq and is a predicted model, not a curated record. The coding region runs from base 1 to 1314 and encodes 437 amino acids. NCBI's taxonomy places the organism in Eukaryota, Haptophyta, Isochrysidales, Noelaerhabdaceae. The transcript is spliced from 2 exons.
AUGUCGAGCCUCUCCUCGCGCCUGUCUGGCCAAAUGGUGCUCGCGCCGCUGACGCGCGGCGGCAACCUGCCCUUCCGCCGGCUCUGUGCCGAGUUUGGCGCCGAGGUCACGCUGGGAGAGAUGAUCUUCGCGCGGCAGCUCCUAAAGGGCGACGUGAUCGAGCGGGCCCGCCUGCGGCGCGCGUCCAACGAGCAGGUCUUUGGCGUGCAGAUCGCCACCAACGACGUCGAGGAGGGCGUCGGCGCGGCCAAGCUCGCAGCUGCGGCGGGCGCGGACUGGGUAGACCUGAACUGCGGCUGCCCCAUCCACGAGGCGACCCGCCGCGGCCUCGGCUCUGCGAUGCUGCGGCAGCCGGUGCGGCUCGAGCGGCUCGUGCGCGGCAUCGCCGCGGGCUCGCCGCUGCCGGUCUCUGUCAAGGUGCGGCUCGCUUCGGAGGGCGGCGACGUCAACGUUCGCGAGGUGGUCGGUCGGCUGCGCGCCGCGGGCGCCGCAGCGGUGACGAUCCAUGGCCGCACGGCGGAGGCGCGCUACUCGAAGGCCGCCGACUGGCGCCUCAUCGCCGAGUGCGUCGAGGACAACGCCGAGGCGGGAGGUGGCAUGCCUCUCCUCGGCAACGGGGACCUACUGACGCAGUACGAGGCGCAUGGCAGGAUGGCGCAGUCGGGCGUGGACGGCGUCAUGGUCGGCCGGGGAGCGCUCAUCAAGCCGUGGAUCUUCAAGGAGUUCCGCGACCGGCGCGCGUGGGAGCCGAGUGCGGCGGAGCGCGUGGCGGUCUACCGGCAGCUCGCCUGCUUCAUGAAGGAGCACUUUGGCGACGACGCAAAGGGGCGGCGCAAGGCGUGGUACUUUCUGCCCUGGCACUUCGACUUCCUCUCUCGCUACCGGCCACUGCCCGAGGAAGAGCUGCCCCCCGCGCCGGAGGGCACGGCGCCGCUCGAGCGGUUCCUCGCGCACGGAGACCCGAGCGUGCACGAGAGGGUGGCGGCGGCGCUCUGGGAGGCGAGCAGCGAUGCGGGCGCGGUGGCGGCGCUCACGCGGCUGGCCGAGGGCGCGGAGCUCGCCGCGCUGGCGCGGGGCGGGGAGGAGGGCGAGGCGCCCGUGCUGGGCGAGGCGACCGAGCUGUCCAACAUCCCAUCCGACGGCGCGCAGGCGAGCGGCGCGCGCAGCGGCAAGAAGCACCGCCGCGCGCGAGCGCCACCCGUCGUGCGCACCGAGGAGGAGAUCGCCGCGCUGCGCGCCGCUCGCGCGGCGAAGCGCGAGCGGACCGGAGCGCCGCCGCACCAUGAGGGGAGGGCGGCGGCGCAGCGGGGCUGA